AUGUUGCUCUCUUCUGACCAGCGCCAGUGGAGACCUCCUGUCACAGGCGAGGACCACAUCGGCGCGACUCUGCGCCAUGUGCCAGACCGCUAUGCUGUGGAUGUGGGCCGCUCCAUGGCAGCGGCCCAAUUCGGGCCAGCACCUUUGGCUUGGCUGGCUAAUAUCGAGGUGGCGAGAGGAGGCCCGGUGGCGAGACGGGAGUCUGCAGCUAAAGACUCGGCUAGGCUAGCCCCGCACCUAGCACCCGAGGCGCAGGCCCACCAGCCAUUACGGAGCCGGACAGAAGGCAUAGAUCGUUCGCCCGGAGGCAUCCUGACCCGUAUCCGCGCUCUGUUUCUCCAUCGUCCCCCUCGACGAGCCCCGGGUCCAGACAGACCCAUGGGUGGCUCGCGGGAGCAACGCACCACCACCGACCUCCAUAUGGUAGAGGAGGCCGGGCCCUGCCGCCCAGAGAGGGGCGUGCAGUGGACUACGCGAACUACGACUCCGGUUUCUCUGAUCCAUACUAUGCCUCCCAUGAGAGGUCAGGCGAAUGGAAACUGGGCUCGCCCCCCCCUCCAUGAGGCAAGAGCCAGGGGGGGGCACAGCAGCCGAGUCACGUGGAGAUGGAGCAGUCCCGUACUUAUGACUGGGGACUGCAGGACACGUGACCGCCCCCGCGCUCACGGUGUGAGCGCAGGGUGCCCCCCCGGCCCAUUCGUCACCCCCCCCUCCCUGCUAGAACACCAAGGAGAGGGCGGGGCCGAGACGUCUUGUGUUCCUGCUCCCGUUCCGCUCCUCAUCAGACUCUACAGCAUCUGGAGGGAGCAAAGAUGGCUGACAUAUCUAUGGCUGGAGAUAACUUUGCGCAGGGGUUGCGCACUGCAUUCUCCCAGAAGCCACCACCAUUCCGUGGCGUAA
Molecule: messenger RNA, 900 nt
Organism: Knipowitschia caucasica
Lineage: Eukaryota; Metazoa; Chordata; Actinopteri; Gobiiformes; Gobiidae
Source: the annotation of a GenBank genome assembly